Messenger RNA from Populus euphratica (Euphrates poplar), 1804 nucleotides. RefSeq names its product transcription factor GAMYB-like. The record is from RefSeq and is a predicted model, not a curated record. The annotation marks the transcript as partial. NCBI's taxonomy places the organism in Eukaryota, Viridiplantae, Streptophyta, Magnoliopsida, Malpighiales, Salicaceae. The transcript has a single exon.
AAACAUCUUAGAUUCAUGAGAAGCUUCUCUUUGCUGUGACAUGUUCUUAUUUGUAAGGAAUUAUGUUAUCACAACCUGACCUUGGAGUUGGAAGUUAGCCAACAGGAUGAGAAAUAAACAUGACAGGAGCUUAUCACUAUCCCCAGUAAUAUAGAUUAUAGACAGGAAAAUUAGUAAAUAUACGUUGGAGUUGAAACUAUACUGUCAUGCCUAUAUGUCGUUCUGUCAUAUCAACACAGCCCUACAGUGGUGGAUUUGGUCCAACCAGAUUUGACAAGAUUGUGAUAACAAUACAGCUACCCUCCUUCCUGUGCUGUCAGCUUUGUCAAUCUAUCCAAGAUUAGUGAAGUUAUCAGGUCAUUAUCGUUUUUUUCACACUCUGGCUUUUACCUUUUUUUAACUUCAAUAAGAAUCCAAGGCUGUAUCUGUUAGGCAUCCAUGCAAGUCUUGCUUAUACUAAAGAGAAGGAAAGGCAACGGGGGAGAGAAGAAAGGAAAGCCGUCUUUUAAGGUUCGCCAUUCAAGAGUAGAGAAAUGCAAGGAAAAAGGAGCAACCUCUUUUUUUCUAAUAUUCUGUUCUCUGUAAAACCUCUCUCGGCCAAAGCACUAGUAAACCCUACCCUUCGGGGUACCCUAUCCCCGCCCUAACCCCACCCCCCUCCAAUGAAUCGACGGCAUUGUUUUUCCAUGGUGUAAAGGACUUUCAACCAGAUGAUCCCCAAAAAAAAAAGCACAUUCUUAUCCCUCUUUGCUCUCUAUUUCCUUAAUAAACAUCCCCGGCCACCAGGAAAAAUUGUUUCCUUCAUUUCUUAAUUCUGAGAGGAGGUAAACUAAUUUCUAGCAAGACUCAAAGUUCUUUUCUUAUUCUUAAGCGAAAAGGAAAGACAGAAAUAUCUGUAGCUAGUUUUUGAGAGUUUUAAAUGAUGGAACUCGUUGGAAACAUAGAUGGGGUUGGUGCAAAGAGCGAAGUUGGAUCGUCUUCAAUGUCUAAAGGUGGUGAUGAGGGUAGUGAAUUCCAGCUAAAGAAGGGGCCAUGGUCAGAAGAAGAAGAUGCCAUGCUAAUAGAGCACGUGAAUAAAUAUGGAGAAAGGAACUGGAACGCGGUGCAUAAACUCUCUGGGCUGCCUCGAUGUGGCAAGAGUUGCCGAGUGCGAUGGACUACACACCUCAGGCCUGAUGCCAAGGAAGGUGCCUUCUCUGCUGAAGAGGAUAGGAUCAUUGAUGAGUUGGAUUCACAGAUUUCAGCAUCUAAUGAUGAUGAGGGUGGUGGAGGUGAGCUGAAGAAGGGGCCAUGGACGGCUGCAGAAGAUGCCAUACUAAUAGAGUACGUGAACAAACAUGGGGAAGGGAACUGGAAUGCUCUGCAGAAACGUUCUGUGCUGGCUCGGUGUGGCAAGAGUUGUCGGCUACGAUGGACUAACCAUCUCAGACCUAAUCUUAAGAAAGGGAACUUCUCUGCUGAAGAGGAGAGGAUCAUUGUUGAGUUGCAUGCCCAGUUUGGCAACAAAUGGGCUCGGAUGGCUGCUAGGCUUCCUGGACGAACAGACAAUGAUAUCAAGAAUUUUUGGAACACAAGAACAAAGAGACUCCUGCGGCAUCGCCUCCCUCUUUAUCCACCAGAAAUCCUGCCCCUAAAUCCACCAAGUCCUCAGCACGACAACAACGAUAAUGACAACAAAAAAUCCCACUCUCUACCUUCCACCCCAACCUCCUCUUUCACUUUCCCGACCACCCAACUCUUAUCCCCAACAACUCCGACUAAUCCACAAAAUAAUCUCACAUCCCCUGCCCGUGCCUUUACCCCU